GAAUUCGCAAAUUUAUCGGUGAUGUAUAAAAUAAAAAGUUUUAUCUGUGUUAAAUUUUAAUGUUUGAUGAAUCUCAUUAUGAUUCAAUCAUAAGAAUAUUUUCAUAUCAUCUAAUAGCUUUAUCAUUAUGAAAUCUAACCCAAAUCAUAUGAUUUUCAUUUCGGGCACUUCAACAUGGACAUUUUUCAUUCUUCUGUGUACUUUACUAGGAAUACAUUGUGCACCUGAAGACCAGAAAAUGGAUAAUAUUUCAGGACCUGGUUUGAAAGUUUCAAAUAUCACAGAAAAUAAAAUUCAUGUGGAAUGGACACCUAUUCUUUAUCCUAAUGCUUUCAUUGAAAAAUAUCAGGUGUCUGCUUAUCCUAUUAGAUCACAUAGUAAAAUGGAUUUAUUAAAUCGCAACGAAUGGACAUUUUAUAAUACCACUUUUCGAUCUGAUCUGGUUGGAUUGCAUCCCGGAACCUUAUACAAUGUUAGUGUAUGGGCCAUUUCCAGCAAAGGUCACACAGAACCAACUACUCGUAAUGUUUGGACUGAAAUUGGAGACCCUGAGGAGCCUCCUUCAGUUGACAUUUUAGAACGGAAUGGAGAAACCAUGACUGUGAACUUGCCUUCUGGUUUUAGUGACAAAGGGCCUAUAACGAAUUAUUAUGUUGUUCCUGUGGAAAAAAGCGCUAUUGUAUUUUUCAAUUCUGAAGAAGUUAGUAACUAUUCCAUGUCUCAGGAAACAGGUCUUCCAUUUUAUAUUACCGCUAGCCUUAGUCCAGAAGAAGCUAACAGGACUUUCGUAAUUGGUGAUCGAAAGACAUAUGGGGGAUACUACAAUGCUCCAUUGUCUGAAAAGAGGGACUAUGAAGUUUUGGUUGGGGUUGUGAGUUCUCUGAAUGGAGUGACGAAAGUUUCAUACUCACCUCUCCAGUCUACUUUAGAAAGCCGAAUGUCAAAUGAUGUUUCAAGAGCUCAAACAAGUUCAGCGUUGUCCGUGAUUCUAUCGGCUGCCAUUGGAGUAUUUGGGUUCCUUUUGGUUUUAUCAGUUAUUAUUUAUUUCCUUCUGAGGAAGCGUUAUGGCAAAAGAAGACCUUCAGAUGAAAUGGUUUUAAGGGUUCAUGGAUCAGAAGGGGAUGAGAAUGGCUUUAUCCCUGGAAUGUUGCAAAUCAGUGAAGAUGCUGAUUUAAAUGAAGUCUAUGAAAAUAUCCGUGAAAAAUAUUGGCAAAUCCCCAAACAUCAGAUGGAUAUCCAUCAAACAGUUCUAGGCAUUGGCCAAUUUGGUGAAGUUAGGGAAGGAGCUGUGAGAAGGCGGUCAGAUACUGUAUCUUGUAUCAUCCAGAGUAUGCCAGCUCCUGCUUCUCUUGUUGAAAAGGAAAAAAGAAGCUUACUCUGUGAAUUAGACAUGAUGUGUAGAAUUGGUUGUCAUACUAAUAUCACAGAGUUCAUUGGUGCCUAUGAUGAGAGAGAUGUGUUGCAAGUUGCCAUUGAGCAUCAUCCAUCAUCCUUGAGAGGUCUGCUACUUCGUAGUAGGCAGCCAUCUGGAGGCAAAAUCAGCAGUCUUUCUGAACCACUGCUACUGGAGUUGGCUGCUGGAAUAGCCCAGGGAAUGGCUCAUUUGUCCGAUAGAGGGAUUUUGCAUCGCCAUCUUUCGGCAAGGAAUGUUGUUAUUGCUGAAGGUUCUAUACCAAAAGUGGCUCAUUUUGGCUUAGGGUACUACAAUCCAUUAGGAAAAAAACUUUCAUACACAAGAUGGACUGCUCCUGAAGUUUUGAACUUAAAUACAUUUACAAGCAAAAGUGAUGUGUGGUCAUUUGGGGUCCUGUUUUGGGAAAUACUGACGUUUGGUGGAUCGCCAUAUGUUAAUCUUCCAGCCCAAAAUAUUUUAUCUCGUUUGAUGCAAGGCAUGCGAUUGCCUCAGCCUAAGGGUGUAAGCGAUGACUUAUAUCAACUUAUUCUUCAUUGCUGGGAAUUAGAUUCAGAUGAAAGACCAAAAUUUAUGGAAUUGGCUGCCACUCUGCAGAAUAUGAUUCUGAAUGCCAAGGAUCACAUCAAUUUCCAAAGCUGUGUCAAUUAUCAGCAUGAAAAAUUUGACCCGAGUGCCGAAGACCAGUGAAACAAUUUUUCUACAUUCCAACAGUAUUGAAAAUAUUUUUUUAAUGUUGUGAACUUUUAUAAAGCACUUGUGUUGUAGAAUAGAAGCGACAAAGCAAUCUCUCUAUUCCAAAGAAGAAUGUGCCUAAUUUUAUUUUUCUCUUAUUUUAUGUGUUUUUAAUCAAAAAUGUAGUGUUAAAAAGCAGCUGAGCUGUUACUGUUCUUACUGUAGUGAUAUAUUUCAUUGAGUCCUUAGAUUUCAUUGGAUUGUUCUUAAGCUUUUUAGAUAUUUAUAUAUUUGUACUUUUUUACAUUUUUCUCUAUUGCCUUCUUGUUGAUGAUUUACAAUUGAUAUGAAUAUUACGUUGUUUGCUUAUAAAGUGCUCAUAAACAUCGUAAAAGAGAGGAGAAAAAUGUAGUUUCUCAAAGCUAAUUUUGAAAUGCAAUAAUUACUGUGCUCAAAAGCUAUCUUUGUAUCAAAUUUAAUGUCAUUUUAAGCAAUUUAAAAAGUACAAAGAUGGCAGGUAAAGUACCACAUUAUUUUAUGCAAAAAUUAAACUUUGCUAAUGUUUAAUCUACUCAAAUAGUGAUUUUCUUCUCCAUUUUCCUUAAAAAAAAUAAAAUAAAAGAGCUUAUCAUAAAAUCCGCUUUGAGACGAAGAUUCUCUGCUUGUUGUGUAGUGAGGAGUCCAACAAGGAUGUGGCAGAAAAUCAAUUUCGGAAAAUGUUCCUUUACACCCUCCUCACCCCCUAAAAGGGACAAAAUAUUUUAUUUUAUAACUUCCCAAAAUGCCAUAGUUUGCGUCCUCACCUCAAAAUUAUCUGACAGUAUACUUUUUAAAUUUCGUGGGAAUUUCACUAUCCAACGGAAAUUAUGCAAUUGCAAUAUAUUAAGAAGCAUUUGUAUUAUAUUAAGAAGAAAUGAAUCCAAAGCAAAAUAAACCUACUUUCCCAUAUAUUAACAUUAUGUACUAGCAGUUGUAUGUUCCUUCCUAUGUUCUAAAUUAUGUCUUAUGUUUUGAAAAGUAUUUUUUAUACAAAAAAAUCUCAAAUUUGUUCUUUCUAACUGCUAGGCAUCAUAUUUUAAUAAAUUAAUUUUUUGUUAAGUUUUGCUUGAUAAGUAAAAUUGGGAGAAGGGGGUUCCGGUAAAACUCCUUAGUAUGCAUGACUUUUAAAGCUCAAGAAAAGUUAAGGGUUUUAUUUAUUUUUUAUAAAAGUUUUAAUGUUUUGUUAAAUAUGUCAACUACUGGUUAAAUUAACAAGUUAAAAAAGUGAAGUUGAAACCUAAACACAUUUAUUUCUGUAGAGUAUAUUCAUUCGUACAAAAACCAAAUGUGAAAGAACAGUAUUGUGGGGCAGACAAAACUGCAAAAUAAAUUGCAUUAACCCCUUUAUUAAAGCAAAAAGUUGCAAAUUUUGGAAUCUAUGGCUUUGUUCCAAUUAUUUUAAUUUCAUUACUGCUUUAAUGACUUUCUCUAAAAAUUGUGACACAGCCUGAAAAAUGGAAACAGAUGUCCAUUGUACAAUUCCUCCUUCUAAUUCAAAGCAAUUUUUUAAUUUUCAUGAGCAAGUAACAUGAGAAAAAUAUAGAACACACUUGUUAUGUCAAUUUUUAUUUUGUUAAAUACGUGAAUGUAUCAAGAGUACCAUUUUUCAAUCAAUUGUUAGUUUUUAACUUGGAAAAGUAGAGGGACAAGCCCCCUUUAUGUUUGAAAGUGAGAGGACAGUUGCCCCACUUGCCUACCCAUACGAGUCACCUAUAUGCAAAACUUUUGCAUUGAUGAAGGGCUUCCUUCUAUUCCCAAGGCACCUGCAAAGAAUUUUGCAAUUUUGUGUGUCAAAAUACUGUUCUUUCAUGAUUACAUUUGAUAUUUAAAAUAUAUAGUAUACAUCUAUAAAAAUAACAUGUACUUAAUAUUUCUUACAAGAAAUAAUGUUCAAAUAAAUUAAUUUCUUCUAAAUUGAGCUAAGAUAAAUCUCUCUUAGAAUUUAUAAACAAUGCUUUCAUGAUUAUUAUUGCAAUAUUAAGAUAGUCAUUUUAUCUUAUAAAAAAGAAAUUUUUCACACAAUUUUUCCUACUCUAAUUUGUAGCGUUUUCUUUUAUUUUUUGAUAAAAUUCCAAUUACUAUAGAAAACAACCCUAAGAUUCAUUUAAGUUUUAUUGUUUGUUUGUAGAUAAAUAUAAACGUUUUUUUGCAUUGUUACAGCAAAAGUUGUAUUUCUAUUUCAUUGGUGAAAUGUGGUAAUUAGCAAAUAUUGAAUUGUUCAAAUCUCAAUUCCAGCAAUGUUUUUACAUAACUUUGCAUUUUCCAGCUGAAACAUUCUCCCCAACAUGCUGCUAUCUUACAUGAAACCUCAGGAUUACUGUGUGUUGCAGUAUCAAAAACUGUUGUAAACAGAUUAACAAAUAUUGAACAAAAUACAAAAAUUGCUGAUGGAGGGCAGGUUUAUGAACAGCAAAUAGUGGUUCUCCCUCAUAAAAGUUUUUAUAUCAUGGCUCUCAUAAGCUUCUUUUUUUUUAAAUGUUUCUUAGGACCCCUUAAAACCUAUUGACCAACUUUUAAGUAGGAAAUAUUGUGUACUAAUUAAAUUUAAAUGCCGGCCUGUAAUAUAUUUAAUAUUUUAAGCCAACAAAAUACUAAAUCCUGAAUGUAAUGUUACCAAAUGCUAUAAUAAUGAGAAAUAACAUUUAGAAUAGUUGUCAUAAUGAUUACAAGAGGAGAAUCUAAUGUCAUGUUGAGCUUAUACAAAUUUAUUUUCUUUUCGCCCAUUAAAGGAAUGUUAAUCCCAGCUCCUUCCCUUUUGAUUGAUUACACUACAGAACAUCACAUUACGAUGCCGUGAGAGAGGGGAGAAAGAUGGUCUCUAUGAGGUCCCAACUGAAAUCUGCCUCUGCAAAUGUAAAUGCAAAAAGUGAUUGUACAGUCAAACCCCGUUAACACGAACUUGCUUAACGUGAAAUAAAUGCCAUUCCCCGUCAGAUAAAGCUGAAACUUAGUGUUAAAUCAAUCACUUAACAUGAAGAAGAUUUAGAUGAAAUAUUGCAUAAGACGAAGAAAAUUUUAAGGUCUUGAAGAAAAAAGGAGAAAAAAAAAAUCCCAAUACUUUUACGUGAAAUUACUUUUGAAACUCGAAAAAUCUGCACUUGAAAGCAAGCGACAUGGAUUGCAGCAAGAAAAUUCCUCUCCUUGUGUAGGAAAAUCGGGGAAAACCUUGUUGCUUCAAGGAAGUGUGAACUUUAGCUGCAGACUAUGCUUACAGUAAAAAAUUUGGAUGAACUGUGAGAUCUUCACCAAGUGGCUGACAAAACUAGAUUUAAAUUUCAUCGUGAAAAAAAAUUGUCUAAUUCUGGACACCUGUUCUACCCAUGUAGAGGUUUAAGGGCGAUAAAGUUUUUUUACCUGUCAACUCUGCAGCGAAAAUCCAGUCUUGCAAUCAAGGAAAAAAUCAGAUGUUUGAAACUGCACUGUCGUAGAGAAAUUGUCUGAAUAGCCAUUGCCUGUUUUGAAUUACUUGUGUUUCUUACUUAAACUAUAAAUUGUAAUAUUGGGUGUACAUUUUUGUGCAAAGGUACUUCGGUUCCUAU
Molecule: messenger RNA, 5664 nt
Organism: Uloborus diversus
Lineage: Eukaryota; Metazoa; Arthropoda; Arachnida; Araneae; Uloboridae
Gene: Wsck
Product: putative inactive tyrosine-protein kinase Wsck
Exons: 17
Coding region: 128-2101 (657 amino acids)
Biological process (GO): protein phosphorylation; multicellular organism development; positive regulation of kinase activity
Cellular component (GO): signaling receptor complex
Molecular function (GO): transmembrane receptor protein tyrosine kinase activity; ATP binding; protein binding
Source: RefSeq, a predicted model, not a curated record